UGAAUCAUUUUGCCCCGAAUGUUAAAAUAAAAAAUCGAAAAUAUUGUUUAGUACGUAAAAUGGUUUUGUGAUGUGCAUUUUGGCUUGAAAACGUAACUUGUUUAUUGUUCUAAAACAGGCUUUAAAUGUAUAAUACCCUUUGAUUUGUUAUGAAGGGAACGAAGUGUUUAGAUUUUUUAGUACAUGUAUCCUCUCUAAUAACCACCUUGCGCGGAAACAGACUGGACAAUAAUGAAAUGAUGAAGUUGAGUCGGUUUCUGGCUUGCUGCAGUUUAAAGAUAUUUUUCGAGAUAGUGUUAGAAAUGUUCUCUGGAGAAUUCGCAGUUCAAAUGGCUUUACUGGUUACUAUUCAGGAGGUUCAAUUUUCCAGGUUUUAAUGGACAUCUAUUUAUGCACUCAACUGGAAGCAAACAAAAACUUUGGAGUUCAUAACGGAAGUGGUUUGCAAACAAGUAGUUUAACCUGCACUAUAAGGAGAAGCUUUUGGAAACUGGGAGUAAGGCAAAAUGAAACAUAUUGUAUCCAUCCAGAUAAUGGGGUUUUUAAGCCUGAUGGUUUGUGUGAGAGGAGCAACAAGGCUUUAUUAUUUGGGUAUUCGUGAAAUAGAGUGGAAUUACACCCCAACAGGGAAAAAUAAAAUAUCUGGAAACAACUUCACAGAGGAUCAAGAUUCAAUUAAGUACCCCUUUAGAAAUUCUCAAACGAUGGGGAGGAUUUACAAGAAAGCUGUUUAUAAGCAGUACUCCGAUGCCACCUAUGCACAUGAGAUUCCCCAGCCACCUUGGCUUGGGUUCCUGGGUCCUAUUUUGAAAGCUGAAUUGGGGGAUGAGAUAAUCAUUCAUCUGAAAAACUUUGCAUCUCGCCCAUACUCAAUCCAUCCUCAUGGUGUCUUCUACAGCAAAGACUCCGAAGGUGCUUUUUACCCAGACCAGACCUUUGGAAAGGAUAAAACUGAUGAUGGGGUGCCUCCUGGCAGAACCCAUACUUACAUCUGGACAGUAACUGGUGAUCAUGCCCCAACUGCCAGUGAUCCUAACUGUCUGACAUGGGCUUACCACUCACACGUAGAUGCACCCAGGGACAUUGCAUCUGGCCUCAUUGGGGCACUCUUGACUUGCAAAAAAGGUGUUUUGGAUGGACACACGAAUCGCUCUGAUGUUGAUAUGGACUUCUUGUUAAUGUUCAUGAAUGUUGAUGAAAAUCUGAGUUGGUACGUGGAUGACAACAUCAACAGAUACUGCAGUGACCCUGGUUCUGUGGACAAAGAGGAUGAGGAAUUUAAAACCCGCAAUAGAAUGCAUUCUAUCAAUGGAUAUAUAUACGGAAAUCUGCCAGACCUACAUAUGUGUGCAGGCGCUUCAGUAACGUGGCAUUUAUUUGGAAUGGGAAGUGAAGCCGACAUCCACAAUGCGUUCUUCCACGGGCAGAGUGUGACGGUCAGCCACAGGCGAGCAGAUGUUGUCAGCCUCUUUCCAGCGACCUUUGUGACUGCAGAGAUGGUCCCCAGAAAUGUUGGGAGAUGGCUUUUGAGCUGCCAAGUAAAUGAACACCUGAAAGAUGGUAUGGAGGCACUGUAUGAGGUGAAAGAAUGUUUCAAAACAACUCCUAAUAUUCAAAUGCCAGGAAAAGAAAGAAAGUACUUCAUUGCAGCUAAGGAUGUUUUAUGGUCAUAUGGACCUUCUGGAAUAGAUGGAGAGACAAUACAGAGUCUAAUGAAGAAGAGCAGUAACACAUCAAAAAGAACUGGUGGUGAAUACUGGAAAGCAAAGUAUGUGGAAUACACAGAUGAGACAUUUACCAAAGAGAAAGUGAGGACAACAUCUGAAGAGCACCUAGGGAUUUUAGGCCCUGUGAUAAAGGCUGAAGUUGGAGAUACAAUCGUUGUGAAAUUCCUUAACAUGGCAUCCAGACCUUAUAGCAUCCAACCACAUGGUGUCUUUUACAAGAAGGAACACGAGGGAACUCCAUAUGGUGAUGAUGUUUUAGGGGAAGGAACUUCUGUGCAACCCCUCCAUAACUUCACCUAUAAGUGGUCUGUGCCCGAACAUGUGGGACCUACACUCAGUGACCCCCCCUGUCUGACCCGGAUGUAUUUUUCAGCGGUAGAUCCUGUUCGGGACACAAACUCAGGCCUUGUUGGACCUUUGCUUAUCUGUAAACCUCGCACAUUGAAGUAUGAUAAUACACAGAAAGGGAUAGACAAGGAGUUUUUCCUGUUGUUCACAGUUUUUAAUGAAAAUCUAAGCUGGUAUCUGAGACAGAGCCUGCUGCAUGCAUCUGUCAAUCCUAACAUUGACAUUGACAAAGACGAUGAGGAGUUUAAGGCAUCAAAUCUAAUGCACGCUAUCAAUGGUUUCCUGUACAGCAAAUUGCCUGGUCUGGAGAUGUGUCGUGGGAGUAAUGUAUCCUGGCACCUCUUGGGUCUGGGAGAUGAGUUUGAUAUUCAUGGAGUUGUGUUCCAAGGAAACACUGUGCAAGUCAAUGGCAGACAUAAAGACUCAGUCACACUGACACCUCACACCUCCUCUACACUGCUGAUGCAACCAGACAAUAUUGGCACUUUUGGGGUAAUAUGCCUGACAAGUGAACAUUUUCUUGCGGGAAUGAGGCAGCAGUAUCAGGUGUUAGAAUGUAACAGUGAUAGAUUUCCUUCUGUACGUGUGCCUCAGUACAGAGUGUCCUCAGUGUAUUAUAUUGCAGCAGAUGAGGUUGAAUGGGAUUACUCUCCUGACAGAACAUGGGAACUAGGGAUACUGAACAGCUCAGCAGCUGAGAGUUAUGGACAUAUAUUUGUUGGCAAAGAAGGUGGUCUAAUUGGAUCAAAAUACCAGAAGGUUGUGUACAGAGAAUAUACGGAUGGCACUUUCACUAAACUCAAGGAAAGAAAAGGAGAUGAAGAACAUUUUGGAAUACUUGGUCCCCUUAUUCGAGCUGAGGUGGGAGACAUAAUAGUGAUUGUUUUCAAAAAUAAUGGAUCUCACACUCAUUCCAUACAUGCACAUGGGGUUCAGGAGCUCUAUGAAGGAAAAGGCCAUGCAGCUCAGCCUGGGGAGAUAGUUAUAUACAGAUGGAAUAUUCCAGAGCGAUCAGGGCCUGGUCCUGGAGAUUCAGCUUGCAUUACAUGGGCCUACUAUUCAAUGGUACACCCUGUGAAGGAUUUGCACAGUGGCCUGAUUGGUCCAUUAAUAACAUGUCGGAAGGGCACAUUGACUCCUGAAAGAUCCAGAGCCGACCUGGACCGAGAAUUCAGCCUCCUCUUCUUCAUUUUUGAUGAAAAUCAAUCCUGGUACCUUGACAAAAACAUUGCAAUGUACAGUGAACAAAACAUCUCUGAAAUCAAUUAUGAGGAUGAAAGGUUUUGUGAAAGCAAUAAGAUGCAUGCAAUAAAUGGAAAAAUUUAUGCUAAUCUUCAUGGACUUUCUAUGUAUGAAGAAGAACGCAUAGAUUGGUACCUAAUAGGACUGGGAGAUGAAAUUGAUAUGCAUACAGUCCACUUCCAUGCUCAGAGUUUUACUUUCAUGGAUGGAAAACGACACAGGGCAGAUGUGUUUGAUUUAUUCCCAGCUACUUUUCAGACCUUAGAAAUGAAAGUUACUAAUCCGGGAACCUGGCUCCUACAUUGCCACGUAUCAGAUCACAUCCAUGCGGGCAUGGAAACAGUCUAUACUGUUCAUCCCAAAAAUGUGCCUCAGAGAUUUGACAUUGAUUCAGGUCCAGAGUUACAUGUUGGACAAAUAGCAGUCUUUGGGAAAUAUCUAUCCCAAGAAGAAGCGGAGUUUGUGUUAACAGUCCUUCUGGUUAUAGGUUUUGUUCUUUUCCUCACAGCCUUCAUUCUUACUGGAGUGGUUAUAGUUAUGUCACGCAAGAAAAAACAAAAUAAGCACUACCCUGAAGAAGUAUCCUUGAAAAUGCUUUAGUGAAAAUGCAUUUUGUGCUAAUAUCAGGUGCAAUCUAAAUGCAGCAUAUAUUUAUAAAUGAGGAUGCUUUCUAAUAAAUCAGUGGUACCAGUACUGUUCGGAA
Molecule: messenger RNA, 4020 nt
Organism: Lepisosteus oculatus (spotted gar)
Lineage: Eukaryota; Metazoa; Chordata; Actinopteri; Semionotiformes; Lepisosteidae
Source: RefSeq, a predicted model, not a curated record